GUAACGCUAGUCACACAACUAAGUAUUGACAGAAUUCAAAUGCUCGAAAUGCUCGCUUCCUAUUGGCCAGGGCCCAUCAGUUUAGCUCUAUAUCUGUCAGAUGCCGAAGCUCAAGAAUUCUUAAGGUUCCAGCAGGGUUCCGUUAUUUUGAGUGAGAGGUACAAUAUAGGGUACCAUGUUGUAUUCAAAGAUGGACACCACUAUCCAGUCAACCACCUAAGGAAUGUGGCCCUCAACAGCACCCUCACGACCUACGCCUUCCUAACCGACAUCGACUUCCUUCCCAUGCCCGGUCUCUAUGACGUCAUCGUCCGCCAUCUUGUUUCUACCACAUCCGGUUUCGGCGGUGCUGAUAGUCAUGCCCUGGUAAUACCGGCCUUUGAAACUGAACGGUACAAGCAGGAAUACCCGACGGACAAGCAGCAGCUUCUUCAGCUGCUAAUUGACAAGCAGCUCUUUACUUUCAGAUACCACGUGUGGCCUCAAGGACAGGCAGCCACGGAUUAUGAACGAUGGAAAACAAGUGAAGCGCUAUACAAGGUGGUAAGCUGGGAACCGAACUUCGAACCUUUCAUUGUUAUCGACAGAUCAGCCCCAAGAUACGACGAAAGAUUUGUAGGGUUCGGUUGGAAUAAGGUCUCUCACAUUAUGGAAGUUGAUGCUCAAAAUUAUGAAUUCUGGGUGGUUCCCGAUGCAUUUAUACUGCACCUGCCUCAUUCGCCUAGUUUGGACAUCGCUAAGUACCGGUCCAGUGAAUCCUACAGGUAUUGUUUGAGGCUCUUGAAGGAUGAAUUCUUGAAAGAUUUAUCUCUUCGGUACGGCAUCAAAGCUCUCAAAUAUUUGUCGCCAGAUGGAUGA
This is a messenger RNA of Helobdella robusta, 858 nucleotides long. RefSeq lists its product as hypothetical. The record is from RefSeq and is a predicted model, not a curated record. Gene Ontology annotation, biological process: protein O-linked glycosylation via mannose. Gene Ontology annotation, molecular function: xylosyltransferase activity; glucuronosyltransferase activity. The annotation marks the transcript as partial. NCBI's taxonomy places the organism in Eukaryota, Metazoa, Annelida, Clitellata, Rhynchobdellida, Glossiphoniidae. The transcript has 9 exons.